CCAACCCCCUAGCUGCCGGCCGCACUGCAGAAGGUCAGAGAGAGAAGAAGAGGAGAGAGGCAGAGACACAGAGCGGCAGAGGGAGAGACAGGGGUGGGGUGCUUGGAUGUACACGAACAUGCCAAGAGAAGAGUGCGUGGACGAGCGAUGACAGCCAUGCUGAGCCCAAAGAUCAGACAGACCAGGAGAGCCAGGUCCAAGAGCAUGGUGAUGGGCGAGGUGUCGCAGGGACCAUGCCGGUCUGCCUCCCCCAGCCUCCAGGAAGGGGCUCUGAAAGCUGGCUGGCUGAAGAAGCAGCGCAGCAUCAUGAAGAACUGGCAGCUGCGCUGGUUUGUGCUGCGCUCGGAUCAGCUCUUCUUCUACAAAGACGAGGAAGAAACCAAACCACAGGGCUGUAUACCUCUGCAGGGAUGCCAGGUCAACGAGCUCACAGCGAACCCGGACGAACCAGGAAGACACCUUUUUGAGAUUGUACCCGGUGGAACAGGAGAGAAGGACCGGGCCCCAAUCAGCCAUGAGUCUUUCCUGCUCAUGGCAAACUCCCAGACUGACAUGGAUGACUGGGUCAAGGCCAUACGGCGGGUCAUCUGGGCGCCGUUUGGAGGAGGGAUAUUUGGUCAGCGUUUGGAGGACACGGUGCAGUAUGAGAAGAAGUUUGGCCCACGGCUGGCCCCCCUGCUGGUGGAGCAGUGUGUGGACUUCAUCAGGGAGAGGGGUUUGGACGAGGAGGGUCUCUUUCGGAUGCCAGGACAGGCCAACCUGGUCAAAGAGCUGCAGGAGGCCUUUGACUGCGGCGACAAGCCUCUGUUUGACAGUAAUACAGAUGUCCACACAGUGGCAUCCUUGCUGAAGUUGUACCUGCGAGAGCUGCCUGAACCAGUCAUUCCCUUCUCCAAAUAUGAAGACUUUCUAACCUGUGCACAGCUUUUGGCCAAAGAUGAGGAGGAAGGAGUCCAGGAGCUGGGAAGACAAGUUAGCACUCUACCUCUACCUAACUACAAUCUCCUCACGUACAUAUGCAAAUUCCUUGAUGAGGUGCAGUCCCACUCCAUUGAGAACAAGAUGAGUGUCCAAAACCUAGCCACAGUAUUUGGACCAAAUAUCCUUCGACCCAAGAUGGAGGACCCAGUCACUAUCAUGGAAGGUACCUCUCUGGUCCAGCACCUGAUGACAAUCCUCAUUAGGGAACACAACCGAUUGUACUCAGGGAGGGACCAGGAGGGACUCACCGUUCCCCAAACAGAGCUCCCUGUCCAGGGACAUCAGCUCCAGCAUCGCAGCCUCGGAGCCUGGAUCUCAGAGGAAGACCUCCAGAGCUGUCCUGUGUCUAACCCAGACCAAGAACUGCACAGCAGUGCCUCGUCUUUGGAUGCCAAACUGUGUGCGGCCGUCACUCCCACCCAGACCCCUAACCUGAACCCUGGACCAAAACUGGGGUCCCCAUCAGGGAAAGGAGAGACAGUGGUCAGCCCGAGUAAACAAGCCAAGACCAUACCUUCCUGGAAAUACUCUUUCAAAAGCUCCUCGGCGCCUCGUUCCCAGCCGCAAGGCAAGCAAAGCAGCAGCGGCAGCUCUGUGGCUGAUGUCACUAGUGUAUCUUCUGGCGGGGGAGGAGGUGGAGGUGGAGGUGGAGGCAACUGGCUCAUGAACGGUUUGUCCUCCUUGAGGGGUCACCGGCGCACGUCGUCAGGCGAACGGUCUGCCCGCGACCGCGACUCCACCGGCUCCUCACAGAGACUGUCCACCUACGACAAUGUCACCUCUUCCUCGAGCAUGGGGAGCGUUCCAAGUGUCGCCAGCACACCUUGGUCCACCUCCUCCUGCGAAAUCUCUGCCCCCGACUCGGGAAGUGAGCCCUUGGCCAACCAGAACGGCGGAGUAGGGGGCGAAAGUGGGGAAAAAGGGGAGUGGGUGGAGAGCCAGAGGGAGAUUGACAGAGGAAGGGACGGAGGGAUAACGACAGACCCGAGCUCUGAGCAGGACAGUUGUGAGGCCAUGGAGCUGUGCAGUAGCAGUGCAGCCUGCAGUGAGAAUGGAAACAUGGCCACGGCUGCCGGGGUGCCGUCCAUUAUCAUGUCCGAGGAUGGAGACAGGGCAAAUCUAACACUGAGCAGUCUGGUGGAAGGACUGAAGGACGAGUUGAGGAAGCAGAAGACUGCAUAUGAGACCAGGAUUCUAAAACUGGAGGAGUCCAGUGCUGCUCUGUGUGCGCAAAUGGAGCGUUUGGAACAAGAGAUGGAGCAGGAGAGGAAGAAGCAACGCAUGCUGGAGAUCAAACUACGAAACUCAGAGCGGGCGCGGGAGGAUGCUGAGAACCGCAACCGGCUUCUGGAGAAGGAGAUGGAGGAUUUCUUUUCCACACUGGGAGAUCUGGCCCUGGGUGCGAGGACUAGUGACAUUUGAUACGGCAUCCGUCUGUGGCCAAAAACUGUCAAGGCUUGUAUUUCGGGGGUUGGGUGUCUUUCAAGGGCUCAUGUCCUCCUUUAGCGUAUCAGGGCGUUCCUUCAAAAGAAAAAGAAGAAAAUAAAGGAAUCGGCCAUGUUUGUGUACAUUCAGGACAAACUCAAAGGGAACUGAAAUAUGGAGAGAGGAAAUUCUGAAGGGCGCAAAAAUAUCGAGUGUGCGGUCCUUGUCAGAAUCGUCUCCGUUGAGCACCGAGCGUUUUUGAGUUUCUCACGCAUGCUUGAAAUGGAUGGGUAAGAUAAAAA
Molecule: messenger RNA, 2708 nt
Organism: Sander lucioperca (pikeperch)
Lineage: Eukaryota; Metazoa; Chordata; Actinopteri; Perciformes; Percidae
Gene: arhgap22b
Product: rho GTPase-activating protein 22
Exons: 10
Coding region: 148-2403 (751 amino acids)
Biological process (GO): signal transduction; activation of GTPase activity
Cellular component (GO): focal adhesion
Molecular function (GO): GTPase activator activity
Source: RefSeq, a predicted model, not a curated record